AUACAGUAUAAAAGCAAUUAUGAUAUCGGUUUCGGUAAACAGUCAAAGAUAACGCAAAAGAUGAUGCCAAAUAUUAAAUUGGAAGAUCUCCACAAGCAGUUGAAAUAUCAUUACCAUCUUUUUCUCUUUCGGAUCCCACUGAGUAUUAGUUUUGAGUUGAAAGAAAAAGAAAAAAAAGAUGUCAGGACCUCAGUGUUGUGCAAACCCACCAACACUAAACCCAGAAAGCGGAGCUGGUCGUGUCGAGCAAGUGGGAGGCUUUAACUCCUAUCUCACUGGCCCUUCUGACUCCAAGCUUGCCAUUCUACUUGUCUCUGAUAUUUAUGGAUAUGAAGCUCCAAUCUUGAGGAAGCUUGCAGACAUGAUUGCAGCUGCGGGAUUCUAUGUUGUAGUUCCUGACUUCUUCUAUGGAGAGCCCUAUUCCCCUGACAAUGCUGAGAGACACAUUCAAGUUUGGUUCAAGGAUCAUGGACUGGAUAAGGGAUUUGAAGAUGCAAAACCUGUGGUUCAGGCUAUCAAGAGUAAAGGAGUAUCUGCAAUUGGAGCUGCAGGCUUCUGUUGGGGUGCCAAGGUGGUGGUUCAACUGGCAAAAAGUGAGUUUAUCCAAGCUGCUGUGUUGUUGCAUCCUUCUUUAGUCACUGUGGACGAUAUCAAGGCGGUUGAGGUCCCUAUAGCAGUACUAGGAGCCGAGAUUGACCAUAUUUCUCCACCAGCACUUGUGAAACAAUUUGAGGAGGUCCUAACUGCAAAACCUGAGAUUGAUUGCCAUGUGAAGAUAUUUCCCAAGGUGGAGCAUGGGUGGACAGUAAGGUACGAUGAACGAGACGAGACUGCUGUGAAGAAUGCAGAGGAAGCCCAUGGAGAUACGUUGGACUGGUUCACCAAGCAUGUUAAGUGAAUAAUUUAUGCUUGUACGAGAAAAUAGUUUCCAGAUUCUUGAGCUUGGAACUGAAAAUUCUUGCCUUGAAUGGUUGCAAAGUACUGUAUUUUUGUCAUGGUUCAUUCUUAAACUUAAAUAAGAUGGGUGUUUUUUUUUUUUUUUUUUUUUUUUGGAAAACUGAAGGUUCAAA
Jatropha curcas is the source of this 1070-nucleotide messenger RNA. Its product is annotated as endo-1,3;1,4-beta-D-glucanase. Gene Ontology annotation, molecular function: hydrolase activity. The record is from RefSeq and is a predicted model, not a curated record. Lineage: Eukaryota; Viridiplantae; Streptophyta; Magnoliopsida; Malpighiales; Euphorbiaceae.